AUGCAGCUGCCGCCGGCUGCCGCUGCUGCCCUCUUGCUCGUCCUGCUGGCUGCGGACUCCUCGCAGACUGUGGUGUUCUACAAAGGCCGGGAGGAGGCUUCCCAGUUCCUUCGCCAGAGGCACCGCCGAGCCUAUCAGAUCUUCGAGGAGACCAAGCAAGGCCAUCUGGAGAGAGAGUGCGUGGAGGAACUCUGCAACCGCGAAGAAGCCCGAGAAGUGUUUGAGAACGACCCCGAGACGGAUUAUUUUUACCCGAAAUAUUUGGACUGUAUUCGGGACUAUGGAUCACCAGCUGCAAGAAGUCCAAGUUUCAAUACAUGUGUACAUAAUUUACCAGAUCAAUGUUCUCCUAACCCGUGUCACAGGGAUGGUACUAUAAAAUGUGAAGAUCUGAAAGGUGGAUAUCUUUGCCACUGCAAGAGAGGCUGGGAAGGCGAGACAUGUGAUAAAGAUAUUAAUGAAUGUGCAGAUCACAAUGGCGGAUGUAAACAGAUCUGUUACAACAAACCAGGCAGUUAUCAUUGCUCAUGUUACACUGGCUAUGCUCUUAUGAGUGACAGUAAAUCAUGCAAAGACAUUGAUGAAUGUGCUGCAACAGCAGGGAUCUGUGGAGAAGCUCAGUGUAAAAAUUUAGUAAGGUCUUAUUCAUGUGUUUGUGAUACUGGUUAUACUUAUGAUGAGGUCACGAAGACCUGCAAAGAUGUGGAUGAAUGUGAACAGAACUUCUGUGAGCAAACAUGUGUUAAUUCACAAGGAAGUUAUACUUGCCACUGCAAUGGAAAAGGCGGAAUUAAACUCUCCAGUGAUAUGAAUACUUGUGAGGAUAUUCUGCCUUGUGUACCAUUUGCUACUACAAAAAGUAUUAAAUCCCUCUAUCUUGGAAGAAUUUUUAGUGGGACACCUGUCAUCAAACUAUCCUUUAAAAGGAGACAACCCACAAGACUUGAAGCUGAAUUUGAUUUUAGAACCUUCGAUCCUGAAGGUAUCCUUUUUUUUGCUGGAGGCCAUCAAGACAGAACCUGGAUAGUCUUGGCUUUGCGCAAUGGACGGUUGGAGCUGCAACUCAAGUACAAUGGAAUUGGCCGGGUGACCAGCAGUGGCCCAAUCAUCAACCAUGGCAUGUGGCAGACAAUAUCAGUUGAAGAAUUGGAAAGAAGUUUAGUUAUAAAAGUCAAUAAGGAUGCAGUUAUGAGGAUCGCUGUCUCAGGUGAUUUGUUUACUCAAGACAGAGGACUUUAUCAACUAAAUCUAACUGUUGGAGGAGUUCCUUUCAAGACCCAUCAUCUUAUCCAUUCUAUUAACCCUCGACUAGAUGGAUGUAUGAGGGCUUGGAAUUGGCUGAAUAAGGAAGACAUAACUAUCCAAGAUACAGUCCGAACGAAUGAUAGGAUGCAGUGCUUUGCAAUUGCAGGAAGAGGCUCUUUCUACCCUGGCAAAGGAUUUGCUAUGUUUAAUCUCAGUUAUGUUUAUCCAUUUGAUAUCAAUGAAACCAGGAAGCAGUGGGAAGUAAAAGUAAAUUUUUUAAUUCGUCCAGCUACAGAUACUGGGGUGCUCUUUGCUCUUGUUAGCAAUGAAGCAAUAGUCCCUUUGUCAGUGGCUCUGAUUGACUAUCAUUCCACAAAGAAGCUUAAGCAACAGUUUAUUAUCUUGGCAGUGAAGAACAUUGUAGUUUGCAGGCUGGCAGUAAGCAUUUGUGACAAACAAGAGCACUUGGUGGACAUCUCCAUCAGCAAUAGUCAGAUAGUUUUGACCAUGGAUGGGACUGUAGGACAGAACGAACUAAGCCAGGCACAAUUGGAAGAUAACCUGUCUGUUUUAGAUAAUUACCUACAAUCAUCUGUAAAGACCUAUGUGGGAGGACUGCCAGAUGUUCCUGUCACUUCAACUCCAGUUACUGCUUCCUACCAUGGCUGCAUGACGGUGAAAGUUAACAAUCAAGCUCUGGAUUUAGAUGAGGCGCUCCAAAAGACCAAUGACAUCACCUCCCAUUCUUGUCCUCCAGUAGAAAUUGGUCAAUAGAUGCCACUGCAACACACACAGAAUUUUUGUAUUCAACAUAUGUGCAUUUCAGUUAUAAAUUAUUCAGACUUCCAGCACUGCGUGUAUAGUUCCCUUGAACACUGAAAUUAUGUAGGAUCUACUGAGUUAAUUAUUGAAAUAUUUCUUUGCUUGAGAGGAUUUAAAAUAUGUAAUAUAUUUGUAAAUAGUUGAGAAGACUAAUGUUAAUAAUCAGAAGUUGCAAAUUGUUGUCUGAGGUGAGUAGUUGAGAGACAGUUCAUGGUCGCUGGUAAAUUAGUUUGUGUGGACUGGAAGAUUAAAAAUAAUUCUGUAUUUUUUUAAUGCUGCUUCCUGACUUACA
Molecule: messenger RNA, 2359 nt
Organism: Protobothrops mucrosquamatus (brown spotted pit viper)
Lineage: Eukaryota; Metazoa; Chordata; Lepidosauria; Squamata; Viperidae
Gene: GAS6
Product: growth arrest specific 6
Exons: 15
Coding region: 1-2019 (672 amino acids)
Cellular component (GO): extracellular region
Molecular function (GO): calcium ion binding
Source: RefSeq, a predicted model, not a curated record